GUAAUUAGCAUACCCCCUCACCAUCCCGCGGUAACCCUGGCAGGCGCGAGCGCAGUCACGCACUCGCACCCACGUGCACGCGCGCUCGUGUGUCCAGUCACUCCUGUGCCAAGCUCUACAGUCGCGUUGUCCCACACAUCACGAGCAAACGGUUUUCAGCACGGGACAGAUCCUACACCCUCUUACUGCAAUAUGGCGACAGAGUUCCAUAACCUGCAGGAGCUGAGGCACAGUGCAUCACUGGUAACAAAGGUGUUUAUACAGAGAGACUACAGCGAAGGAACCGUGUGCCGCUUCCUGACCAAGUUCCCUUCAGAGCUUGACAACAGGAUUGAGCGGACCUUGCUUGAGGAGACGGUGAAGACCCUGAACUCUUAUUAUACGGAGGCCGAAAAAAUUGGAGGUCAGUCGUACCUGGAAGGAUGUCUGGCUUGUGCAACUGCUUACAUCAUCUUCCUCUGCAUGGAGACGCGCUAUGAGAAGGUGCUGAGGAAGAUAUCAGGCUACAUCCAGGAGCAGAAUGAGAAGAUCUACGCUCCUCGAGGUCUGCUGCUCACAGACCCCAUAGAGAGAGGAAUGAGGGUUCUAGAGAUCAGUGUCUUUGAAGACCGGGGCUCGGGCAGCUCCAGUCCCAGCAGCAGCAUGUCGUCAGCAGGCAGCAGCGCCCGGUGACUGGAGGGGCAGCGCCAGGCUUACGGGUACCACCACAGGGGCAGCGGCACGCUUACCAACAUCCGCAUGCUGAAACAUGAGAGCACCAGGUUCUGAGACAAGUGGAGAGAAAAAGCCGAGGAGGUGAUCCGCAGCGUUCACACUCUCCCUGCAGGAGCCUACGACGUACCACCUGGAGAACAGGAGCUGGCUUACACAAACACACUGGAUAUGCAACAGAAUCAACACAAGUGCAACAGAACCCACACAUAGGCAGCAGACACACGUACAAGCCAACAUCCAGAGUGUCUGCGAGGGAAUAGCCUUCACUCUCCCACAGCUAUCCAAACCAAAAUAAUCAUCAUUUCUUUUGUUCAGAUUUUUCCAUUCACCUUUUCUCUCAUUCCCUCACGUCUGUUUCCAUGAGUCACACCAUUUCUGUGGUAUGGCUGAUUCAGCAGGCUUAACAUUGAUUAGACUGGAUGUCAAUGCUUGAUUGUUUUCAGGGGGGUCACUGUCACUGUGUCUAUGUGCCGAUGGAUUGGCGGUGUAGUCUUAGGUCUGUGCAGCAGCUCUGAAAUCUGGAAGGAGGAAAACUACCCAGCCUCCUGGGAGACCCAAUGUUCUCCAGUCUCACUGAAUGAUUGCAGUCAUGUCAGGUGGUUGGGGUCAAGCCACUUUGAAUGCUGGCAAAUUGGGCCUGCUGUGGGACCACUUGGUUUGAUGCUCCUUCAUUUGGCUCCAGUACCAAACAGCUAACAGAGAGCACCUUGGAUUAUUUAUCCUUCUUAUUCACAGCAGUGGAUACUGGUGAUCCACAUCACAGCUGUAGGUCACACUCCUUCACACACACACACACACACACACACACACACACCUACAAACACACACACACACACACACACACACACACACACACACUCUCCUACACACAUGCACAUGCAUACAAAUGCACACAACCAUGCCCAAGUAUUCAUACAGACACAUACUAGCGAGAGGACAUGCACAUACAUGCAUAUAUAUACACAUAUACACACCUGUGGUCAGUGGCCAUUUGUUUCUGAACACAUACACACAUACGCACCGAACACACACACACACACACACAGAUUCUGGCAGGAGCGGAGGCAACCUAGCCAGACAAUAUUCUCUGUGGUCUCAGCUCAUUGGGAACGCAAGCAAACCCAGGCCCUGUAAGACCGUGCUAGUUUCUCUGGGAGUGUGUAUAUGUAUCUGUGUGUGUGUGUGUGUGUGUGUGUGUGUGUGUGUGUGUGGGUGUG
This is a messenger RNA of Seriola aureovittata, 1931 nucleotides long. It is a transcript of the gene golga7bb, whose product is annotated as golgin A7 family, member Bb. The record is from RefSeq and is a predicted model, not a curated record. Bases 193 to 672 code for a protein of 159 amino acids. Gene Ontology annotation, biological process: protein targeting to membrane; peptidyl-L-cysteine S-palmitoylation. Gene Ontology annotation, cellular component: palmitoyltransferase complex. The transcript has 5 exons. NCBI's taxonomy places the organism in Eukaryota, Metazoa, Chordata, Actinopteri, Carangiformes, Carangidae.